This is a messenger RNA of Cylindrotheca closterium, 426 nucleotides long. The record is from the annotation of a GenBank genome assembly. NCBI's taxonomy places the organism in Eukaryota, Bacillariophyta, Bacillariophyceae, Bacillariales, Bacillariaceae.
AUGAAGUCACUGGAAUAUCCAAUGACGCUAUUGACACUGGAGGCCGCAACAUGGGUGGAUAUUAUGAGCCCGGUUCUACAGGUCUGCCUGCCGAAAGCCGGCAUCUGCAGAAGUUUUCCGCGUGAUAUGGUGUUGGCUCCAUUGAAGUUCCAAGGCCUGGGUAUCCCACAUCCGUUCGGCUCACAGGUUUCCAAGCAUAUCGAGACUCUCCUCCGUCAUUCGAACAACAAGACAAAAACCGGUGCUUACCUGGAAGCCGCUUUGCAAGAACACCAGCUCAAAACGGGCACUUCGUUCGGGAUCUUUCAGCAGGAUUUUGGCAACACGGCCGUCUUGGCUUCCGAUACAUGGAUAAAGCGAGUCUGGAAAGAACUGGAGACCAUGGACAUCUAUGUGGCCUUUGAUUCUCCGGCCUUACCACUAUGA